This is a messenger RNA of Peromyscus californicus insignis, 7719 nucleotides long. RefSeq names its product solute carrier family 17 member 9 (gene Slc17a9). The transcript is spliced from 12 exons. Gene Ontology annotation, molecular function: transmembrane transporter activity. NCBI's taxonomy places the organism in Eukaryota, Metazoa, Chordata, Mammalia, Rodentia, Cricetidae. Gene Ontology annotation, cellular component: membrane. The coding region runs from base 5307 to 6473 and encodes 388 amino acids. The record is from RefSeq and is a predicted model, not a curated record. Gene Ontology annotation, biological process: transmembrane transport.
GGAUGUGGGUGGUGCUGGGGCAGGGAGGACAUUUACAUUUAGGGAGACGCAACUUUACGGGGCCAGAGUUCAGGGAGCACCAGACCCUAGGGGCGCCUCCCAGGCUAUCUGUAUGUAACCUGCCACCUUCGCUUCUGGAACUGGCAUGCUCCUCUUAGCUGCCCAAGAAGAGGGAGAACGCAGAUGCUCAACCAAGUAAAGGGACCCUCCUCUUCUAAUCAAAUACCAAAAUCUGGCAAAUGGCUCCUUCGCCCUUCUCCCUGCCAGUAUUCUGAGGUCUGGGACACUUGGUGGACACACUGGGCUAGACAGAUGCUCACAGCCUAGGGAUCCAAGCAGCACCUCUGUGUCAGAGAGGCAGGUCCUGAGUUCACAAGGCUUCUAAACUAAGAAGGGAAACAGCAGUUACUAUCCUCAUUCAUACUCCAUUCCCGUUUCCACUGCCCUCCAAACAAGUAGCCCCACAGAAACCAGGUACAAGAAGGUGGCAUCUGGCUACAGGACCACUGUGAGAGGGUUCAAAUGGGAGCCCAAAAGAGGAGAUUCAGAGUACAAAAAAGCUCACACCCUGCUCCGGUUCCUGAGCCCCCAGGUGGAGGUGCUGGACCCAGGGCCCAGAGUCAAGCCUUGGCACCUCCCAGUCACCUCAGGCAAGAGCCCUGAAGCGACUGGGAGGGAUUUCAAGGUCCUCCUAGAGCGGCUGAAAGGCACAGCAGGAGGUUAUGGAGAGGCACCAAACCAGAUCUCAACCCUGCCAGUGACAAUUAGGGGAGGGCCAGAAGAGGAGCAUUGUGUGCCUGCUCUCACUAGCUCUUGCUCUCUGGUUUGCUACCUCCCACCCUACCCCAUGUUUAUCCCAAUGACUCUGCUUCACCUGGGCCCUGGAGGCACCACUGUGGGCUUUCUGAGAACUCUGAACUGUUCUGCCAAUUUGGCUGUAGGUUACAAUUUAAUGGCUCUGCUUGGCCCUUUACUGCUCUCCCUGUGUGCAUGCUCCAGUCACCUUUGGCAGAGGUGGUGGCUGAGAAUUCUGGGGAUUUUGCAGGGUCAAGGUCACUCUCAACUCAUGUGGGGGUAACAGUAACAGCAAUAAGUACUCUGUCUGCUUCCCAUCUCUUCCAGUCCUCUUUGUGACUUGGGAGGCAAUGCUCUCCUCAGCAAAUUUUGGGGUGUGGGGAAGUUGGUUGGUCUGUCUGGUGCCCUGGCCACUGGUGCCAGCACAUUUCCCCUUUCUGAACUAAGGGCCAUGUGACCACCUGUUUGCUCAACCCCGGAUGCUCUGCACAGGCCAUCUACAGGAAGCCAAGACUACAGAAGUCUGGGAGGAAGUAUCAUGCCUGUUGAGAGUGCCAGCCUGAGCUCUGGCUCCAAUCGGGCAGGUGGAACUUUUCAGGCAAUCCUGUCCCAAGCUCCUGGUCCUAAAGAGCUCUCAGCAAAAUGAGGGAUCUUGGACCCUAGUCCUCAGCAGCUGGCCUGAUAGGACCCCACCAGGAGGACUUUGAUGUUGCCUAGGCUUUUUCUGAUCUCUCAUCGCCAUCAGGAAGCUAGAGACACUUCUCAUUUGGAAGGUGUGGGUCUAACUGGCUUCCUGCUUCUAACUAGUUUCUAGCAAUAACAGGGCUGGGCAACCAUAGGUGCACCUAGGGAAGAGUAGCAUAUUGGGUGGGUCUCUCUUGAACACAAGUGACUCUGCUGCUUUAGUCACAUAAAGGAAUAAAGCUCCUCUUGAAAGACACCUUUGGAUUGUGUGGGUGAGUUAGUGUUGCUCCCGUGCUCCUGCUGUGAUCCUUGUGCCUCCAGUCAGCUGAAACAAGCCACCUAUACUGCAUAUAGAGUCCUCACCGAGGAGUGGGCUUCCACAAGUGGGACAGCACUUUAGGGCAAGCAGGACACUUUCCAGGGCAGCAUUAAUGCUUGACUGGUCCCCUUUGUUUUCAAUAAUCCAGUAGCAGUGUUUGCUCAGGACACUGUCCUAACAAGAAAAGAAAGCAGAAUUGGGAGGUGGGGGUUGCUGUGUUCUGGGCUCUUACUGGGAAGAGUUCUGUCAAAUCCAAGAACAGACUCUUGAGGAGAUAGGAGGGAAGACUCAGAAACCCAGCUCCUGGAGGCCUGAGAAGGAGCCAAGCUACACUCUGCCAUGUACAUGUGGCACCAGCUAAUGGGGGCAAAACCUUUCUUGAACCAACUGCUGGCAGUUUCCCCAACUAAUAAGCUUCAGACCCACUGAAUUCACAUGGAGUCUUGCCAGAUGAUGACCCCCUCCUGCCUGCUAGCCUAUCCAUGCCUUGUCUUCUCUAUGAAAAGAAGUAGUAUCUGGGGAUCCCAGCCUGAGAGUAGCUUGAGCUCUGAGUCUUUCCCCUCAACCAGCAGGGAACUUGUUGACAUCAUAUUGGGUAAGCUCCCAGCUUGCUGCCCUCCUCAGUGCCUGGGGUCCCCAGAUAGGUGGCAGAGGACUCAGUCCUUCUUGAACCUACUCAAGCAAUUCCUUCCUGACUCUGGGGUUCAGAGGUUCCUUGCCACACAGUGGACACCACGUUGGCCAUUACUAGAGCAGACCUCAGAAGUAUCCACCUCCCCUGACCUCUCUGGAAGAUGCUUGGCACUCUAGUCUGGGGACUGCUGCUGGUCCCCAGGACACCACACAUCUUUUGGGGAGUACAGGGUAUAAUGCCCCCAGGAGCCCAUCUCACCUGAUACCUGUCUCACUGUUACCCUUCCUCUACUCUUUGAGGCCCAUCUACCUUCUUCUCCUGCUAGACACUGAUCACACAAUUUGGGCUCCUGGCUUGUGGCUCUAAGUCUUCUCUCUGCCGUUUUAUUUUGACUUUGCUGCUCCCAUGGGCUGUCCAUUCUGCCUCCUGGCCCUCACCUGUGACUCUGUCCAGCACUUACCCUCUGGGGUUCUGAACCCAGCCCAGCUGCAACCUUGGGUCCCCCAAACCUAGUGCUCUAGCUAGAUAUCUGCUAGUUUGUCUCUUCCCUGCUCUGUCUGUUUCUAUGUUGAGGGGGUGACCAGUGUCAGUCACCUGCCUCGAGACUCUAGCCUACUUCCAAAGGAUUUGUGUCCAGUUAUGCCACCCUCCUGUCUGCCCCCUCCCAGAAAAGAUGUCCUCUCUCAAGCCCUUCCUCUUUCUUCUGUAUUGAGCACCCACUUCCCUAGACCUCAAACCCAUUUCAUAUUUUAAAAAUCUGAACGGUAGUUUUCUUCUAGAAUCCUUGUGAGGAUAGUUAUGCAGAAUCCCCAAACAUCCUAACCCACAUUCUCCAUUGCUGUCCUAGAUGGAUGGUAUGCUCAUCACUAUUUGUGAGUCAUUGUGGAUAUUCUAGUGGCUGAUGACUGACUGACCAGUGAUGUGUAGAAUAUUCAUGUUGAUAUUUGCUGUGCAGGGUGUCUUUAAGAGGAGGGUCCCAUGGGCCAAGGGCCAUUCUCCACUGUCCUGCUUUGGCAGAAUCAGGCCAAGUUUGCCUACUCAAACAAUAAACUCUUACAAAAAAGAAUCUGCUUGCCAGGUGACCACACACAGAGACAGGAAAGCAAGUCUCAAAUCCACCUCCCACUAGUGACAGUGAUUGAGUACUUGCCUAGCAAGAGUGAGAUCUUAGGUUUGAUUUCCACCUUUAGAAAGAAAAAAAAAAAAAGGAAUCAGAUCUCUCUCCCCAGUAGAGAGCUGGGGUCUUUACAGGCUGAGAUGAGGGAAAUAAUGUGGACCUUAGAUCUAUGCGUGUGUGAUCAAACUCACGAACAGUACCCAGACCUGCAUGUCUGUCAUCACCAUCUCUCAUAAAACUGAUGAUAUCCAAAUUCACUGAAGAGCAAAAAGACAGAGCAGAUGAGGCUGGUCAUGUCUGGAGGGCAUAUCGUAUUUCCUGUUUCACUAUCAGAUCCCUCCUGUCAGCAGAAUUCUCUGGGUGGAUAUUAAUCCAAAACUUGAAUGUUUAAGAAGCUAGCAGCAGCUGUGAGGUGGUGGCACAUGCUUUAAUCCCAGCGCUCGGGAGGCAGAGGCAGGUGGAUCUCUGUGAUUUCGAUGCCAGCCUGGUCUACAGAGUGAGUUCAAGAACAGGCUCCAAAGCUACACAGAAAAACCCUGUCUCGAAAAAACAAAAACAAAAACAAAAAAAAAAAAAGAAGAAGAAGAAGAAGCAGUUAAGCAGCAGCAGAUAGCAGCACACACCUUUAAAAACACGACAGGAGGAUCUCUGUGAGUUGAGGCCAGCCUGGUCUACAUAGUGAGCUCUGGAACAAAAUAGAGAGACCUUGUCUUAAAAAAAGAGAAGCAGCAGCAGCAAGCUAGUUAGUAGCUUAUACCUGUAGGUCUAGCACUCAGAAGGCUGAAGCAAGGGGAUUGCUUUGAGUCUGAAGUCACCCUAAGCUUCAUCAUUCUAGGCUAGUCGGCACAGUAAGAUGGAGGCGGGGCAGGGAGAGAGAGAGAGCACUUUGCUUGCUACCCUUCCAUCUAGCUAAGCCCACCAGCCUACCAUGUGACCUUAAAUAUACCAGGAAGUUAAUUAUCUUCAAAGCUCUUCUCAGGAAGCAUGAACCUGGCCCCCAUAAUUGGGCCACAUAUCUCACUCUAAGAGAUCCUUUCUUAGUUGGAAGCCUAGUCAGGGUCUGUUCCUCCUCUGAGACUAUUUGUCUUCCCACUGUCUGAUGUACAACAAACCCCACACAAGUAGGAGCCCUGAGCUCCCAGUUGCACUGCUGUGUGGGAUCUCACUGCCCAUCAACCUUGCUUUGCCCGAAUUCCUCCUGGGUAAAUUAUCCCCACAGUUCUAGAUCCUCUCCUGACUGCCUCCCUUUCUGGGAAGGAUCAAGAGCUUUCCUGGGAACCUUUGAGGGCUGACUGUACUGGGAGCCUUCUGCUCCCCCUGAACCUUGCCUUCUUUGGGUUCCCCUACUUAGCACAUUGCUCUGAAGGUUGUUAGCUCUGGCUCCCUUUCUGAAUCCCUGUGGUCAAUAAGAGGCUUGAGAAUAUGGGUAAUGCUAGUGUCUAGUCCUCAACUUGGGAUCCUGUGUAGUCCUAGCAGCCAGAAGCAUGGACCCAGGCUCUGAGCCUUGUGAAUGUGCUGUCAUGUAUUUAGCCUGCCUACAUCCUGAGGGCUUUUGUGCUAUUUUCAGCCCCUGUGUUUAGUAUUGGUCUUAUCUUCUAGAAGACAGUGCCAAACUCCCCACCAAAGAGGUUAUCUUAAUUCCCACCCUUACUGUUUGCAUGACUCCAUUCUGGAAGGUAUCUGAGUGAUCAAGACUGUCUAUGGGCCCUCUCCAGUUCCUGACCUCUCUGUGUGUCUCACAGGCCUGAGUGCCAGGCAUGGACAGGGAUGCUGCUCCUGGGCACCUGCCUGCUGUACUGCGCUCGAGUCACCAUGCCCGUCUGCACUGUUGCCAUGAGCCAGGACUUCGGCUGGAACAAGAAGGAGGCUGCAUUGGAGGUGAGAAGGUCAUCCUGCUGUCAGCCUCCACCUGGGGCUUCAUUACUGUCGUCACACCACUGCUUGCCCACCUUGGCAGUGGCCACCUGGCCUUCAUGACAUUCUCUCGAAUCCUUACGGGUCUGCUCCAAGGUGUUUACUUCCCAGCCCUGACCAGUCUGCUGUCCCAGAGAGUUCAGGAGAGUGAAAGGGCCUUUACCUACAGCACUGUGGGUGCCGGCUCCCAGUUCGGGACCCUGGUGACUGGGGGCGUAGGCUCGGUGCUCCUGGACUGGUGUGGCUGGCAGAGUGUCUUCUACUUCUCCGGUGGUCUCACCUUGCUCUGGGUGUACUACGUGUACAGGUACCUGCUGAAUGAGAAAGACCUUGUUCUGGCCCUGGGUGUUCUGGCACAAGGCCUGCCUAUGGCCAGGCCCUCCAAAGUGCCCUGGAGACAACUCUUCCGGAAGCCCUCUGUCUGGGCGGCAAUCUGCUCCCAGCUGUCCUCGGCUUGCUCCUUCUUCAUUCUGCUCUCCUGGCUGCCCACCUUCUUCAAGGAGACCUUCCCCCACUCCAAGGGCUGGGUCUUCAAUGUGGUGCCCUGGCUGCUGGCAAUUCCUGCCAGUCUGUUCAGUGGCUUCCUCUCUGAUCGCCUCAUCAGUCAGGGUUACAGAGUCAUCACAGUGCGUAAGUUCAUGCAGGUGAUGGGCCUUGGUCUAUCAAGCAUUUUUGCCUUGUGUCUGGGUCACACCACAAGCUUCCUUAAGGCUGUUAUCUUUGCAUCAGCUUCCGUUAGUUUCCAGACCUUCAACCACAGUGGUAUUUCAGUCAAUAUUCAGGACCUGGCCCCAUCCUGUGCUGGUUUUCUGUUUGGUGUGGCCAACACUGCAGGGGCCUUGGCAGGUGUGAUAGGCGUGUGUCUGGGUGGCUACCUGAUUGAGGCCACUGGCUCCUGGACGUGUGUUUUCAACUUGGUGGCCAUCAUCAGCAACCUGGGACUGGGCACCUUUCUGGUGUUUGGGAAGGCCCAGAGGGUGGACCUGACCCCUACUCACGAGGACCUCUAGCUCCCUGACUAUCCACUCCCACCCAGGACCCUGAUGUCAGCAGCCUAAGGACAGCAGUUCUGUUGGUGAAACUCUGAAUCUGCAUCUCAGAUGUAUGAGCAGACAACAAAGACCAUGGUCUCCUGGGGAAUCCUAAAGAACUGGAGAGAUAGGUGGAGACAGACACAUGAACCCACCCAGGCCCGUGUCAGGAGUAGGGUCACGGCCUCUCUGAGCUAGUCCCCAUCUGCCAGUGAGGACCAUCCUGCCCUCCUCUCAGAUGCAGUAGGACUGCUGCCUGCUUUCAUGAAAGCUGCACUACUGAUGGAAGUCGUUCCCAGCUCCAGUCCACGUGGGUGGUUUCUCUGAUAAGUUUUCUCUGUGUUGAAGAUGUUUUGUAUGCUGGAAGAUGUUCAGGAGCAGCUCUGACCCCCACCUACUCCAGGCAUCUUCCAACCUCCAUCUCUCCAGUAGUGAUUACCUGUCUAUUGACAUUCAGCCAUGUACUCAUGAUAAGACAGGCCCACAAGAACCACAGUGCUAGAGAAGCCAUGGUUUCUGCCUCUCCCCAGAAGUCAGGCUGCCACUCUAGCUGGACCAGUGUGCAGUGGGCUAGAGGUCCUUGCUUGCCUCUGCAGUCCCUCCACAGCUCCCCCCCCCCCCCCCCCCCGUUCCCUUCCUGUGGAUCCCUCAGCACUACUGAUGUGCCCUGGGUAGGUAGGUGCCUGACUCUCCUUGGGCUCUGGACACUCCAGCUGUCACAGACCCCAGAACUCAGUGAAACUUUCUCCACUUUUUGGCCUUGUUUUUCUACCUCCCCUUUUAUACUUGUGGAGCUGGUGGUUUGAUGAACUGAUGGUGAAUUCUCCAAGAUGUCUGUUUAUAUAGAGAUUAUCUUUAUAUAUGGUGAAUCUCACCAAAGCCUUAUUUAAGUGAAAACUAUUAAACCAUUUCAAAGAAGAUUGUUAUUUUAUUUACCACCUUUUGUUGCAUUGACCUUUUACGGGGGAGACAAACAAACUUCUAUUCACCCAUAGUAAGAUCACUGAUCACACACAAAAAAUGAUUCUACAUAGCCAGGCACAGUGACACACACCAUUAAUCCUAGCACUUGGGAGACUGGUGAAUCUCUCUAUGAGUUGGAGGCCAGCCUGGUCUACAUAGUGAGUUUCAGGACAGCCUGGUCUACAUAGUGAGUUUCAGGACAGCCAGGACUAUGUAGAGAGACCCUGUCUCAAAACAAAACACAAACAAAAAAUGGUUCCAC